Messenger RNA from Coregonus sp. 'balchen', 7539 nucleotides. NCBI's taxonomy places the organism in Eukaryota, Metazoa, Chordata, Actinopteri, Salmoniformes, Salmonidae. The record is from the annotation of a GenBank genome assembly.
GGAAAGGGGGCGGGAGCAUGAAAGAGAAAAUGAAAGCUGUCAGCAGAGACAGAGAGCGAGGGAAGGAUGAUACAGCUCAAAUGAGGUAAAUUAAUAAAAACAUGGAAUUAACCUCCAUCUACACCUCCACCCAACUCAGGGAAUCUGGGGUGCUAGGGCAACAUGAUUACUGUUCUAUGGUGAUAGUGUUGAACUUAUUAACAUCUAAACAAAGUUAUUUAACUGUUUAGGGGGUCAAUGUGCGUUUGUGUGUGUCUAUCCUAGUAUCAGAUUACAAUUACAGCCCUGUCCUUCUCUACUGUAGCCUGCCUGGACAGCUAGGGUCAUUUAUAACCAGCUAUCUCUUACACUCACCAUGUAACACACUGGGAUUGCUGCCUGGCUGUAAGCGUGUGUAUCAUUGCAUAGAAUAGAUAGCAGCCUUUAUCGACCAGACCGGAAUUUAAAUUGUUCAGCUUCUUGGCUUUAUAAAAGCAGACCUAAUUAAUUCAACACAUUACCACUUCAUUACUGUGUGAGAUCCUCACUGUAAGAAAAAUAAAUAAAUAACAUAGCUGUUUUUUCUAUCUUCCUUCAGGUUCAAGAAAGAACUUCUGGACAUUUCUACUAGCCUGUUGCUGUAAGGUUAUACAUUUCCGUCUAACCAGAGAGACUACGUUCCUCCUGAAGUGUAAUUAUCAACAGCUAUCCUCCCUGAUGUUUCUCUACGUUCUGAAAACAAACUGAAUGCCUGCAGACUGUUUGCUGCUCUCAAGAGCGAUCAUUAUUAUCCUUAUCCUUACAGUAGUCCUCCAACAACAUUUCCACCAUAAUGGUCAGGUUCUUGGUUCUGGCCCUCCUGUCUCUGGCUGGUGUGAACCAGACCUCCGCUAGCCCGACCCAGGCCUCUGAGCCCCCUAACCCCACUGAGGAGCAGCCUCCCCUGGGUACAGGAAGCCUCUCAUUCCCUUGGAGCCACCUCCGUCUUCCGGGGUACAUUGUUCCGCUCCACUACCACCUCCUGCUCCACCCUAACCUCACUAUGCUCAGCUACAGCGGUACAGUCCGGAUAGAGCUUCAGGUUCAGAACAAUACCAACUGGGUGGUGUUGCACAGCAAGGGGCUCCGUAUCACUACGGCAACCAUGUUGGACCAGAACCUGGCUCACCUGUCAGACCAGGUAGGUUACUCCCUCAGAACUAAACUGUCAUGCUCAGUUUCUAACGAUGUCCCACUUUUCUCUUCUCUGACAUGUCCGUCUAAUGACUACCGCAUGUGUGUAUGUGUUCCUGUACCUGUGCGUCCUCAGGUGCUCCCUGUGCUCCACAAUCCUACCCAUGAGCAGACUGCCAUCUUCUCUCCCAGAGUACUCAGCGGUGGGCAGAAGUACUUCCUGUUUCUGGAGUUUGGGGCGGAGCUAGGAGAAGGCUUCUAUGGCUUCUACAGGAGCACCUACAGAACCAGCACCGGAGAGACACGGUAUGGAGUGUGUGUGUGUGUGUGAAUGUGUGUGUGUACCUCACUCUCUCUCUCCAUGUGAGGGAGAAAGGCUGUGUUGUACAUCACUCCCCAACCAAAUGUUUUUUGUGAGACAUCACAUGAUAAACUCCUUGUAAUGUCUCUCUCUCUCUCUGCUCCCCGCUCUCUCUCUCUCUGCCCUCCCUCUAUCUAUCUCUCCAGGAACCUGGCCUCCACUCAUUUUGAGCCCACAAGUGCUCGGAUGGCGUUUCCUUGUUUUGAUGAGCCGAGCUUCAAGGCUAACUACUCUAUCAGUAUCAGGAGGAGCCCGGCACACACCGCCCUGUCCAACAUGCCUGUAGUGAGUAAACACACAAAAGCAACAUGGUGGCAGGUGGAUCAUAGUAUGUGAUUGUGUAUUCCAAUGUCUGUGUGUGUUUCCCCUUUAGGAGCAGACAGUGGUCCUGGAUGAUGGACUAAUGGAGGACCGUUUUGCUGUGAGUGUAAGGAUGAGCUCCUAUCUGGUGGCCUUCAUCGUGUGUGACUUCAGAUCCGUCAGCGCAACAACUGCCUCAGGGGUCAAGGUAGGUAGGACUGGGGACAGGGGUGUGUGUGAAUGUGUGUACAUGUAUGUACAUACUGUAUGUGUGAUUUCAGAACAUCACUGUAAUAUGUUUCAGGUAUCUGUCUAUGCUGCUCCUGAGAAAUGGCAGCAGACCCAUUAUGCUCUGAAGGCUGCAGUCAAACUACUGGAGUUCUAUGAGAAAUACUUCAACAUCAACUACCCACUACCUAAACAAGGUAACUCAAAGGUGCUGAUGACCAGGGUUCAAUAGCAGUUGGUUAAACAAGUAAGGUAAUCAUUAUGAAGUUGCUGCCUGCCUUUGUCCCCUCCAGACCUGGUUGCUAUCCCAGACUUUCAGGCGGGAGCGAUGGAGAACUGGGGUCUGAUCACCUUCAGAGAGACCAGCCUGCUCUACGACCCUGCCACCUCCUCAGCCUCCGAUAGGCUCUGGGUUACCAUGGUGAUCGCCCAUGAGCUCGCCCACCAGGUGAGAGCCGGACAGAAAGUUGUUCAGGGUGUUGAACAGGAAGUAGCAGGUCAUGGCAGGAAGUGAACCUUUGGUAGUGUGAAGAGGGAUUAGACAGUGAUGUCAUAAACCUCUGCAUUCUUCAGGAAGUUUAUCCUCACUGGGAGACUAAUGGAUCUCCUCUCAGUGAAUGGACCUGAAUUAAACAACUGGAACAGAUCUCUGUCCUCCUCUUCUGUUGACAUCUCUCAUUGUCUGUCCUCUCCUGCCUGCCUGUUUGUCUGUAUGUCAGUGGUUUGGCAACCUGGUGACCAUGGAGUGGUGGAAUGACAUCUGGCUGAACGAGGGCUUCGCCAGAUACAUGGAGUACAUCUCAGUCGACGCCACAUACCCCAAACUCAAAGUGGUACGAUCCUGUUACUCAUAUGUUGUACACAUCCCUACUCCAACUUCAUAGUAGUAUUCAUGUUUAGUAUGAAUGUUUCAAAUGUCCCUGAGGGAUAUUCCUGUUGAAAAGGUGCCCUUUUUAUCGCUCAGGAGGAUUAUCUGGUGGACACCUGCUUUGCUGCGAUUGGUCGAGACUCUCUUAACUCCUCCCGCCCCAUCUCCAGUGCGGCUGAGAGCCCCACACAGAUUAAAGAGAUGUUCGACACAGUAUCCUACAAUAAGGUAGACAAAAACACACACACAUGCAUGCACGCAAACACGCACACACACAUAUUUUUCUAUAACAUUGCUUUUACCAACCCUGUCUUUACUUCAAGGGAGGGAGUAAGGAUGAAUGUCUAAAGUCUUGGAUCAGAGCCACAGUGUUAAUGUACUGUGGUGUUUGUUCCACUAGGGGGCAUGUGUCCUGCACAUGCUCAGACACUACCUGACUGACCAAGUGUUCCAGAGUGGAAUCGUGCGUUACCUUCGCAGGUACAGCUACAGCAACGCUCACAACCAGGACCUGUGGGACAGCCUGGCCAAUGUGCGUAGAUCGAUCAAAUUAUAUAUGUUUUAUUGAUCCCUCUGUGUAGGAUGAUUUAGUGUGUAAAUGUAAGGUGCUGUGUUGUUCUCAGACAUGUUCAGAAGAGGAGUUCACCUCUGGAGAACACUGCUACAGCAGCAGGCAGGCAGCUAAGAACGCAGUAAACACACCUCUCUUUACAUAACAGUACAUUACAUUACAAUACCAACAGUCAAGAAAAUGUCAAAUAUGUACUCUGUAAAUGUCACACCACUGAUAUAACAGUGUGAUGUUUACCUGUGUGUGUGUGUGUGUUUGUGUGUGUGUGUCAGUACCUGUACGCUGGGGAGCACCUGGACCUGACGACCAUGAUGAACACCUGGACGCUGCAGACAGGUGUGCCCUUGGUAACGGUCACUAGGCAGGGGUCUCGUCUCCUGCUGAAACAGGAGAGGUUCCUGAGAACCGCACAUCCCUCUGAUCCAGCAUGGCCCAGCCUGCAGCAGGGGUAAACACACACACACACCACAAACACACACACAUUCUCUGUGAUUCUCAUGUGUAGUGAGGUCCUAUUCCUUCACCUCAUCCCUCCCCUCUCUGAUCUCUCUGUGUUAGGUUCCUGUGGCACAUCCCUCUGACAUACAGGACUGACACCUCAACAAGUAUCCACAGACACCUAAUGACCACACUCACAGGUAAGACACCUAAUGACCACACUCACAGGUAAGACACCUAAUGACCACACUCACAGGUAAGACACCUAAUGACCACACUCACAGGUAAGACACCUAAUGACCACACUCACAGGUAAGACACCUAAUGACCACACUCACAGGUAAGACACCUACUGACAACAUUCACAGGGAAGAUAGUUGCGGUCUCACUCGUCAGUAUGGAGGUUAGUGAGGAGUUGAUUGAUUGACUGGUUGUUUCACUAAUUGAUUGAUUUCUGUGUCUCUCCUCUCCUCAGACAGUGUGGAGGUGGGGGAGGAAGUGGGCUGGGUGAAGGUGAAUGUGGAUAUGGCUGGUUAUUACCUGGUCCACUAUGAUGGUUCAGGCUGGGACGACUUGAUACAACUACUGAAGGACAACCACACAGCUCUCAGCUUCAUGGACAGAACACACCUCAUACACAACGCCUUCCAACUUACCACGUAAGAAACCUACCUGUGUGUGAUUGUGUGUGUGUGUUAAAAUAUGAAUAGACAACACAAACAGACUUUUAUUUCUGACGUCAUCUCGCUAUACUAUUUCUAUAGGGCAGGUCGGCUGUCACUCGAUAAAGCCUUGGACCUUAUUGGCUACCUGCGAUCAGAAAGUCACACCGUGCCCUUACUCCAGGGGUUGGCCUACCUGGAAGCUUUCUACAGGAUGGUGGAGAGGAGAGACAUACCUGAUGUCACACAAAACCUCAGGGUAGGGCACAUACACAUACAUGUGCACACACACAUCACACAAACACAUAAAACAUGAAAUAAUUCUAAAAACAUUCUGGUUCAGUUGCAGAGUUUGAGUGUGUGUCUGGUCUGAUGUCCUCUCCAUGUGUGGUCUGAUGCCCCCUCUGUGUGUGGCCUGAUGUCCUCUCCGUGUGUGGUCUGAUGUCCUCUCCAUGUGUGGUCUGAUAUCCUCUCCAUGUGUGGUCUGAUGCCCCCUAUGUGUGUGGUCUGAUGCCCCCUCCGUGUGUGGUCUGAUGUCCUCUCCGUGUGUGGUAUGAUGUCCUCUCCAUGUGUGGUCUGAUGCCCCCUCUGUGUGUGGUCUGAUGUCCUCUCCGUGUGUGGUCUGAUGUCCUCUCCGUGUGUGGUCUGAUGUCCUCUUCGUGUGUGGUCUGAUGUCCUCUCUGUGUGUGUUUUCCGCAGACGUACAUCCUGUGGUAUUUCCGUGGUGUGAUCGACCGUCAGACGUGGAGCGACAAGGGCUCUGUGUCUGAGAGGCGGCUGAGGUCGGAGCUCCUUUCCCUGGCCUGCCAUCUAGGAGACCUCCCCUGUUUGAAGCAGGCCCAGCGCAGCUUCACACACUGGCUGGACUCCAACAACACACUUAAGUAUGUCUGUCUGUCUGCCUGCCUGCCUAUCUGUCUGUCUGUCAGCUAUUUGAGAGAGUGGUUAAAUCCCUUGGAGAGUCACAUACCUCCUGCAAUCCAUGACCAAUCAAAGGUGCAAACUUUGCCUGACUGCAGAAGUAAACCAUGUCCUGUGUGUGCCUCUCCCUCCACCAGCCUGCCUGCAGACGUGGCAGAGACAGUGUAUUCAGUAGGGGCCCAGGAGGACACAGGCUGGGCAUCUCUCCUCCAGACAUACACCCACUCCCUCUCAGAGACACACAAACACAAGAUCCUCUCUGCCCUGGCCAGCAGCCGAGACACUAACAAACUAACCAGGUAUGUACAUUCUUCUAUACUCUGUCAAUUCAAUUCAAUAUUUGACAAUACAUUCAGUUUGUAUGUGUGUUUCUACCCCAGGUUGUUGGAGCUGGGUCUAGAGGGGGAGGUGAUCCGUACCCAGGACUUGGACUCCCUCAUCACCAUGGUAGCCAGGAACCCCAGUGGACAUCAUCUGGCCUGGAGCUACGUCCAGAAAUACUGGAGCACCCUGGUGGACAAGUAGGUGGUAGAGAGGGAGGGGAUAGAGAGAGGGAGAGGGAGGGGGAGGGGGAGGGGGAGGGGAAGGGGAAGAGGGGGAGAGAGAGGUAGAGAGUGAGAGAGGGGGGGGAGAGGUAGAGAGGGAGGGAGGGAGAGAGGUGGCGGGAGAGGAAGAGAAGGAGACUAACACUAAGGAGGAGAAAUAGGUGGAGCCUAUCCGUGUGGUAGAGAAUGAGAGAGGGAAAGGGAGAAAGAUGAACUGAUAGACUGACACUGAUGAAAAAGUAGGUAGUAGUAGGCCAGCAGUCCCAUAGCCUGGGGGCUUUAGCCAACCUGUGGUGUUUUGCUCCUGUUUCUACCCUGCAGGUUCCAGUUGGGAUCGUUCUCUAUUAGAAACAUCAUCAUUGGCACCACAGGCCAGUUCUCCUCCACAGAGGAACUCACUGAGGUGAGAUUACUGAUCUGUUAGUGGCAAUAUCAUUUGUUUUCAAUCACUACACACUGACCCUAGAAAUGUAAUGUGUCAGUAGCAAAGUUCUGUUUGAGCGAGAGAGGGUGUGUGUGUCCCAUAGCCCACGGCCACGCUUACCAGGUGUGUGUUCCCCAGGUGCGUGUUUUCUUUGAGUCGAUCCAUGAGCAGGCAUCUCAGCUGAGAGUGACUCAGGUUGCCAUGGACAACAUCCAGAAGAACAUCCUCUGGCUGCAAAGAAACCUGGGAACUCUGAGGAGCUGGCUGGACCAACGGAUAGACUGAAGAGAAAAGGGGGGGGGGGGCUUGCAGUUUUUGAAAGCUUGAUUAGAGCUUUGAUUAUUAUUAUUUUUUUGAUGGAUAGUUGUGUGUAUAUAGUUUGGUCAUGAUUUUCAGUUUACAUCAGGGACUUGGAAUUGUUUUUGUUGAAUUUGAUUAAAAUGUUUAAUAAUAAAGUGUUGUAAAAGUAUUAUUUGAAGAGCAGUAAGGCCAAGAUCAUGAGGAGUUACACAGAGUAAGAGAAAAUUAAAUACAAACAGAAAACCAAUUUGUAGGUGUCAAUAGUGAAUGUAGUAGUGGUCUGAAAAGGCAAAAACAUCACAGUCUCUGUAUGUGAGACAGAAUGAAGCAUGGCCACCGUAUGGCCUCACACACUACAACCUCACAGCCAAUAGAGGGAGGGGACUGCUGAGAAUUCAGUAUGAAACAGAUAUGUGUGUAAACAUGUUGUACACAUAUCUAUGUUUUUUAAAUUUUGCUGAAUUUCUGAGUGUUGGUUUAGUUUAGUCAAAUAACAGACCUAUCGUGCAUGCACAUUGCUUGAAUCAGGGAUGGAGGGAUGGACGGAGAGGCAAUGAGAACCUCAGAAUCUCUCCUCUGUUGUCGUGGCAAUAGCCUGGAAACCAGUGGAUGGCGCUGACCUUGUACUUGUUCUGGAAAAAGCUGUUGGAGAAGUACAGUGCCUUCAGAAAGUGUUUAUACCCCUUGAUGUAUUCCACAUUCUGUUGUGUUACAGCCUGAAUUAAAAAUGGAUUAAAUAUAUUUUUUUCUCACCCAUCUACACACAAUA